Physella acuta is the source of this 1841-nucleotide messenger RNA. RefSeq names its product D-aspartate oxidase. The record is from RefSeq and is a predicted model, not a curated record. Gene Ontology annotation, biological process: D-amino acid catabolic process. NCBI's taxonomy places the organism in Eukaryota, Metazoa, Mollusca, Gastropoda, Physidae. Gene Ontology annotation, cellular component: cytoplasm. Gene Ontology annotation, molecular function: D-amino-acid oxidase activity; FAD binding.
AAAUACGAUUACAACAUUUGAUGUCGUUAUUUUAAACGCAUUAAAACCUAUCAACAAUAUAUUUUCCAAAAAAGAACGCUGUAAUGAAUAAAAUGGAUUAAAACGAAUUAUUGGGAGAUAAGAGAUUUGUCUCAGUACUGCCCUAACAGAUUUGGCCAUUCUAAAAAGAAAGAUAAAUAACUGGUUUAGUUUUAAGUGGCACGUAGAUUGUGGUUGAGAGAGCAAGGGUUGCCAUCUAUUGUGAUUAAACUAAAGCCCCAAGUUUAAUAGAACUGAUUCUAAAAAAAUGGUUAAAAUAGCAGUUAUUGGUGCUGGUGUCAUGGGUUUGUCUACUGCUGUAAAUCUCCAAAAGCUGAUACCUGAUGCUAAAGUCACUAUCAUAGCCGACAAGUUUGGAACUGAUACAACCAGCACUGGAGCAGGAGGCUACUUUAGACCAAACAUGGAUGAUUUUCAUGUUGAAGACAAGGAAAUGGUGACCCAAUGGGUGAAAGAUUCAUGGGAGUUUUAUAGUGAACUUGCCCAGUCACCUUCAGCCAAUGAGAGUGGUCAAACUUUGGUGUCUGGUACAGUUGUAUAUAACAAACCCCAGGAGAGUGCUUAUUCUUUACUAGCAACUCUGUCCUAUGAUUUUCAUCAAGUGUCAGAAGAUCAGCUGAGAAGGUUGAAUUUAAAUUAUAAAUAUGGUUACAGUUUUACUACUGUUAUUACACAUACAGAAAAGUUUUGUAAGUGGCUUACAGAGAGGUUUCAAGCUGCUGGUGGUGUUAUCCAGAAAAGAAAAAUAAAUGAUAUAAAAGAAUUAGCUGGUGAGUUUGAUAUUGUUGUCAACUGUUGUGGACUUGGAGCCAGGGAAUUGGUGCAUGAUGAAAAGGUUUAUCCAGUCAGAGGGCAUCUAGUAAUGGUUGAUGCCCCUUGGAUGAAAACUUUCUUUUUGUCUGAGGAUGAUGUUUAUUUGAUACCACAUGUUGAUAAAUUGAUAAUUGGAGGAACCAGAGAGCCUGGCAAAUUCAACACAGUGCCUGAUCCUGCAACUCGUGAACACAUUUUAAGUAGAGCACAGGCUCUGUUUCCACAGCUCAAAGGAGUAAAAGUUUUACGAGAAUGGGUUGGUCUGCGUCCUAAACGUGACAAAAUUCGUUUUGAAAUGGAAAUAAUGGACUGCAGUAACAAAGUGAAACUACCAAUCUUUCACAAUUAUGGUCAUGGAGGCCAUGGAAUAACAUUAGGGUGGGGAGCUGGUGUUGGCGCUGCUAAAGCCAUCAAAGAUGUCUGUCAGUCUUCUAGGUCAAGGCUAUGAUGUAUCACUACAAGUCAACUAGAAUUACUUUCAGUUUAAAAUUGGUGUUUUACAUAAAGUAUAUUCUCCUAUUAUAUUUAUUUUAUAUUUAGAGAAUAUAUUUUGUAAGCAAUAUAAUAAAUAAUAAUUAAAAUCUGUGUAUCCUUCAUUGGUUCUGUAUUUACAGAUGAUGUAACUGUUGUUAUAUUAGCAAAAACACUUAUAAAGCUGUUGAGAAGUGGUAUAUUUUACUCUUAAGAAAAAUUAAAUAUAUUCAGAGAUGAAAGGUAACUUAUAGAGUAAUCAGAUCACAUAAGAGAAAGAAAAUUGAAAGUAUGAUUGAGAAAGUUAUUUUCAAAGGUAACCAAUUAAAGUAUUUUGUGGUUUUUGUUACAAACGUUUAAUCAAGAUGCAAAUUUAAACAUUUAAAAAAUAUAUAUGAAUAAAAAAAAAUGGAAAAGUUUAUUUGCUAUUCAUAUUUAUUUAAAUUGGUUUUUAUGUUAAUUUAUGUUGACCUUCUAACUUAAAACACUGAAAUAAAACAAUUGUAAUAAAAUACAGA